GCAUUAUCAAAAUGGGAGAGGGCGUUGUCAGUUUUCAAAAUGGCGUCAGCUCGCGCCGCAGAAGACUUCUCAAAUUUCUCAUCAACGUUCUCUGUGUCGUUUUUCUUUCGAAAUUAGUCGGGAAACCUCGAAGCUGUUCAACUUGGGAGUGAGCGCAGCUCAUUUAUAUUGAAAACUGCCGUAUCUCGAUACGACCUAACGCCGAAAAAACCAAAACAAAGCAAAACAAACCAAGGCAACAACAUUGUGCGAGUAGUUACACAAGCCUCCGAUCUCUCCACCAACCCACACAAUCGUGAACGGGGAAUCACUCCGGCGCAGAAAGACAGAAAGACAAAGGGUGACAACCGCGAGACGCUUCGGUGUCGGUUUUUGUCUAGACAUGAGUCAGAAACGCUUCGUACGGGCCAGAAAAAGAAUGUGCUGCACGACAACGGAGCCAGUGUCCAAGCGGGACUGCAGGGCCACCGCUCAAGACGCCGCGCUGCUGCUUACACUACACGUCGAGAUCGGCAGGAACCGUCGCUUCCCCGACGUCUGCAACGAGACCAAGUCGGCACUCCAGUUGCUUCGAUCCAUUUUCCCAACGGACAAAUUUUCGCCCGGAUUUCCGCCCAUCGUGAUGAAGCACCAACUCUACGCCAUGGUCCAGACCAGAUCGGAUGUCGAGAAGGCCUUGGACAUGAUGAUGGAACAAGGAAUGGUACGCACAUUCUGCCUGGCUCCCCACGAGGCUGAGCUGGCCAUUGUCUUCACGGAGGACUACGUGAGCUACGUCAGACAGCGCGUCAGCCACAGCCUUCUUAUUGAAAGCUUCGUCGACAAAGUGGUGACGCCGCUCUGGGACCUGAGCUACAGCCACGCGUUCCUGACCCGGCAGCUGGAGUUUCAAGAGGCAGACAUCAGCGAACUGGUCCGUGCGGGCCUCUUGACACCCCGCAACGAGCCCAGUCGGUGGUGGAUCGGCGUCCCAGGGUCCACAGGGUUUGCCAGGACCCUGAUUCGCGGACGGACAGCCCUCCUCCAGAUGCUCAGGCGGUCCAAACACCACGAGCUUCCACGCACGGAGGUGGAGAGCUCCCGGCUUCCUCGCAGCACCAAACUGGGCACGGCCUACUACGUCUACGACGCCAUCGGAAGCGGCCUGGUCGCCUGCGUCAAGACUACCUCCGGGGACAUCCUUAGGCUCAGGGAGUGAGACUGUAGUCUUGGGAACGGUCCUCGGAGACUCGUUCGACCCUCGGAAGUGUCUUCGCGUCGGGGUCUGCCUACCAACGGAGACGUCCUCGGGCCAAGACAGUGAGAAUUGUCUUCGAAGACUCAUUUAAUUUUAGGGAGCCGACGUGGAAAGGCUUCUACCCGCUUCUUGAGACACCUCGAGCCGAGGCGACAAGAUCAAUCGGCAGAACGGUUCUUGAGGACUUGUACAACUCAAGAGCCGAUGGGGGAAGGAGUUCUACCUGCUCCUGGAGGUGUCUCGGGCCGAGAUGGUGAAUGGUUCUUGAAGACUUGUUUAACCUUGGAGAACUGGCAUGGAGGGAGUCCUAACCAUUUUUGGAGAUGGCAUUGGGCCUAAACAGCAACGUUAUUCGUCUGGAUGGUUUGCAAAGAUGUCCUCGACUCGGGAAAGCUUGUGUGCAAGAAGCAUUAUCACGUGUCCUGAAACGAACCUGGUCGGACAGUGGCCGCUGAUCUACGUAAUGGUCCUCGGAAGGCUUCCCCAACUUUGGGGGGGGAGGGGGGUCCACGUGGAAGACAGUCUAUCCUCUUCUGGCAAAACUGGAUCUGAUACGUGGAAUGGUCCCUGUGGAGCUCGGUGAACACGCUCUCUUCGGGACGGUGUACCUGGUCUACACGUUAAGUCUUGAGGAUACCUUCAACUCUGGAGGGUCGGAAAGAAGAUAUUCCACUCCAGGAUACCACCUUGCAAGUUCGGGAACAAGCAAUGUGCUUGGGAGAUCUCCCAAGGCCAUGGGCUUACAUGGUGCCCCCAUGUAAGCUCUGCGGAAGUGUGACAAACCUUGGCUUCUUUACGUGUUUCACGUGAAACGGGGCUGGUUUUGGGUUCUCGGUCCACAUCAAAGAGUCAGCAAAGUGCCAUCGUGUUGGCUGUAUUCCUAGCAAGCGAGUUGAAACGGCAGACGCUCGAGGACUCUGCCUUGAGUAAUGUACAACAUCUAAGGUUGCACUGAAGCUUGGGAGCGAGCUGCUGUUGCCCUCAAGCUCGAGCAACAAGUUAGGCACUUGCCUAACCCUAGUGAGAAAUGAUCUAGAGACUGCUUCAAAGUUUUGGGGAGCAUGUUGGAGAGAAGAUAUAUAUAUAUUUUGGGGGAGUGACAGAAACAUCUCCUGGUCUAGGGAACAACCUUGAGGUGUCUUACUGGAAUAUAGUAGUAUAUGUGUGUGUGUGUGUGUAUGGCAUAUCCAAGUGGCAGCAGUAAUAGCAUAUUUAUGCUCCGAUACUCUGUAGAAAGGUGUUUGGGCAUUGUUUUUCAGCCCUCAAUUAUCGGGAAGCACAUGUGGGCUUCCUAAACGAGCCACCUACGACUUCUUUAGCCUGGAAGUUAUUCUGACGUGCUUUUACGACUUGAAGGGCUUAAAUAUGCGAGGGUAUCUGCAGUGGAUUUCACAGAACAUAGAAGAACUGGAGCAUUUGGAACUGGCUUGGGCUAGCAGUGGAUGUCCGAACAGCCCCGUCAUUGGCGGGCUUGUUGCACUGGAGUGAAUGCGACGACAAGUAGAGGAGUUAUUUUCGCACAAAAUAGGUAUGUAAAGCUACUAGACUGCUUUCAGGCAUGAAAGAUACUAAAUUGACCACAAGGCAUUGGGGAGAUGCAGUAAUGUCCAUGGCUUUAGGAAGCGUUUGCAGGAUUGGGACGACCUAACUCGCGCGAGAAGCUACAAAAAGAUUUUGUUUUUUUGUGUGUGCAGUGUGUAUAGCAGACCCUAGUUAGCCUUUGUGUAAUAUAAAAAAAAAAAAAAAAAAAAGAAACCAUGGUUACCUCCACCUAGCGAACUUUGCUGAGUCACUCUACGCAAGCUUCGACUGGGAGACGAGACUGAUCGGUACGGCGAGUCUCCGUAGGUUAUUUUUGUUGUUGUUGUUUUGUUUCUUCGCAUAUUAUUUGGACAAAACGCUCGUCGGAAUACCGCGCAUGCUUAUCCCCCGGCGUGGUACGUCGAAUUUCGUGGCAUGCCGCUACGGCCCCUGAACAGAACUGCUGUAAAUAUGAUGUGACAAAGCUGUAAAUAAACUCUAUACUGAUAACACA
This is a messenger RNA of Ixodes scapularis (black-legged tick), 3272 nucleotides long. RefSeq names its product serine/threonine-protein kinase 19. The transcript is spliced from 6 exons. Gene Ontology annotation, molecular function: protein serine/threonine kinase activity. Lineage: Eukaryota; Metazoa; Arthropoda; Arachnida; Ixodida; Ixodidae. Gene Ontology annotation, biological process: protein phosphorylation; positive regulation of Ras protein signal transduction. The record is from RefSeq and is a predicted model, not a curated record. The coding region runs from base 383 to 1198 and encodes 271 amino acids.